UGGUAUGCUUUUUCAAUUUUAAACGCAGGGGCGCGGUGUUUAAAAUUUAAAUCAACUACCCCCAAAACGAGAACUGUUAAAUAUCGAUGUGCCUAUCGAUGAGCGAUAUAUCUCCACCUCUACCCUCUACUGUAUACGUGUCGCCUUCUUUCCUUUCGAGAUUCGAAGUAUUUGUUAUUUGGUUUUCGAGUUUCGAAGUGUCUGAAAGUGCGACUUGUGCUUCACAAAAACAAAAAAGAUGGCUCCACCUCAGAGAAUGCGCGUCGCCAACGAGAAGGCCAGCAAAUAUGUGACAAUGCGUGGCAAUGUCCCCAAAUCCUCUAAAACGAAAGAAGGACAGUACCCCGUCGGACCCUGGCUCUUGGCGCUAUUCAUCUUCGUGGUCUGCGGUUCUGCUAUCUUCCAGAUUAUUCAGUCGAUACGCGCAGCGUAAAAACUUCGCACAACCAACCACAACAACAUCAAGUGGAGACGACACCUUUUCAUGAGCAACUUUUGUAGCCUUCCCAACAACAACACCUGUCGUAGCUGAAUUGAACUCUAUAGAUCCUAAAGAACCCGGCAA
Drosophila ananassae is the source of this 565-nucleotide messenger RNA. Its product is annotated as stress-associated endoplasmic reticulum protein 2. The transcript has 3 exons. Gene Ontology annotation, biological process: endoplasmic reticulum unfolded protein response. NCBI's taxonomy places the organism in Eukaryota, Metazoa, Arthropoda, Insecta, Diptera, Drosophilidae. Gene Ontology annotation, cellular component: endoplasmic reticulum. The coding region runs from base 239 to 433 and encodes 64 amino acids. The record is from RefSeq and is a predicted model, not a curated record.